AUGGCAUCCAAACAAGAAAUAAUGAGUGACCAGCGGUUUAGGAGGGUUACAAAAGACCCAAGAUUUUGGGAAAUGCCAGAAAAGGAUCGAAAAGUCAAAAUUGACAAGAGAUUCCGAGCAAUGUUUCAUGACAAAAGGUUCAAGUUGAAUUAUGCUGUGGAUAAAAGAGGACGUCUCAUCAACCACAGCACUACAGAAGACUUGAAACGUUUUUAUGACCUUUCAGAUUCUGAUUCUGAUCUAUCUGAUGAAGAUGAUAAAGCAUUGAACCAAAAGAAAAUGAAGAAGAAAAAACCCCUGACUAACAACAAAAUAGAAUCAAAUCUAGUGGAGGAGAAAAAGAAAGAAACCAAGAAAAUUAAUCAAAAGGAUUCUGGAGAGAAAAAUGGUUUAGAUGACUCUGGCAGAAUUCAGAAAAUGAAAAAGUCAUGCAAAUCUAAGAAGGUAAAUUCAAAAAUAAGUCCUAAGAAAGACAGAGAAGAGUUUAUACAAAAAAGUAUAAUAGAGAAAAAAAACAUUGUUCGGCAUAGUACAGACUCAUGUCCCAAAGGAAAACUCAGCACAGGAGACUUGGGCCUCUCUGAAAUUGCAAAAUGUCCCAAGGUCAAGUACUCUGAGACAAGAAGACAAAUGCAAUCAGUGGUUCCACUAUUAAUGGCAAGAGAAAGCAAUGAUUAUGAAAACUCAACAGAUGGUGACAUAUUUGACAAAGAUGCUCUGGAGGAAGAUUCAGAAAGUGCAAGUGAAAUAGAUGAUGAAGAAUCUGAAGAUGGAAUUAUAGGCACUGGUAGAACUUCAGCUGAUGAUUAUAUUGAUGGAAAUGAAAGUGAUGAGGAGGAAGAUGAAGAUGAGGAUAGUGACAAUGAUGAUGAAAGUGACAGUGGCCCUGAUCUUGCGAGGGGUAAAGGAAAUAUAGAAACCAGUUCUGAAGAUGAAGAAGAUAUGGCAGAUUUACUGCCGGAGGACUCUGGUUUUGAGCAUGCUUGGAGAGAAUUAGAUAAAGAUGCUCCUCGGGCUGAUGAGGUUACACGUCGAUUAGCAGUUUGCAAUAUGGACUGGGACAGAUUAAAGGCGAAAGAUUUGCUAGCUCUGUUCAAUUCAUUUAAACCUAAAGGAGGUGUUAUAUUUUCUGUAAAGAUAUAUCCUUCGGAGUUUGGAAAGGAGAGGAUGAAAGAAGAACAAGUUCAAGGACCAGUAGAGUUAUUAAGUAUUCCUGAAGAUGCCCCUGAAAAGGACUGGACUUCUAGAGAAAAAUUGAGAGAUUAUCAGUUCAAACGACUCAGGUACUACUAUGCAGUAGUAGACUGUGAUUCUCCUGAAACAGCUGGUAAAAUUUAUGAAGAUUGUGAUGGCCUUGAAUUCGAAAGUAGUUGUUCAUUCAUAGAUUUGAGGUUUAUACCAGAUGAUAUUACUUUUGAUGAUGAGCCCAAGGACAUAGCCUCAGAAGUGGACUUAACAGCAUAUAAACCAAAAUAUUUCACAUCUGCUGCAAUGGGAACAUCAACGGUGGAGAUCACUUGGGAUGAGACUGAUCAUGAAAGAAUUACAACACUCAAUAGGAAGUUUAAAAAGGAAGAGCUUUUAGACAUGGAUUUUCAAGCCUACUUAGCUUCCUCUAGUGAGGAUGAAGAGGAAAUAGAAGAAGAGUUACAAGGUGAUGAUAAAAUCAGUAUAGAAGAAGAUGGGAAAACAAAGAAAAGUCAAAAGGAUGAUGAAGAACAAAUUGCUAAAUACAGGCAGCUUUUGCAAGUUAUUCAAGAAAAAGAAAAGAAAGGCAAAGAAAAUGACAUGGAAAUGGAAAUUAAGUGGGUUCCAGGUUUGAAAGAAAGUGCAGAAGAGAUGGUCAAAAACAAGUUGGAAGGAAAAGAUAAUUUGACCCCCUGGGAACAAUUUUUAGAGAAGAAGAAAGAGAAAAAAAGACUGAAGAAGAAACAGAAGGCUCUUGCUGAAGAAGCCAGUGAAGAUGAACUUCCCUCUGACGUUGAUUUGAAUGACCCAUACUUUGCUGAAGAAAUUACAAAAAUAGGUAUAAAAGAAAAGAAAAAAUCAAUGAAAUCUACAAAAGAUGGCACAUCUCCAGUGGAAGAUGCUGACAUAGAGAGACAAAAGGCUGAAAUGGCUUUGCUCAUGAUGGAUGAGGAGGAAGAGAAUAAGAAACACUUUAAUUACAACAAGAUUGUAGAGCACCAGAAUCUGAGCAAAAAGAAGAAAAAACAGCUUAUGAAAAAGAAGGAAUUAUUGGAGGAUGACUUUGAGGUAAAUGUUAAGGAUGCACGGUUUCAGGCAAUGUAUACCUCCCACUUGUUCAAUUUGGAUCCUUCAGAUCCUAAUUUCAAGAAAACAAAAGCUAUGGAAAAAAUCCUUGAGGAGAAAGCCCGGCAGAGAGAACAAAAAGAACAAGAACUUACUCAGGCAAUAAAGAAAAAAGAGAGUGAAAUUCAAAAGGAGUCACAGAAGAGGUCCAUUGAUCCUGCCUUGUCAAUGUUGAUUAAAUCUGUAAAAAAUAAAACACAGCAGUUUCAAGCAAGAAAAAAACAAAAAGUCAAGUAGCUGUAUAUUGUUUCUUUUUGGAUUGAGAAUGUGUUCUCCUAAAGUAUACUGAAGUGAUUGAAGGGAAUAUUUAUUGGGAACAAAGCUAUUUUUCAAGAAUAUUAAUAAAAUCUUAUUCUGACCAUUGUAGAAUUUCUCCCACUUGUAUAACAAUUUGACCUAAUUGUGGAUGAUUGACAGAUUUGUCCUAUAUAUUACUACAGAUUAAUCAUAAUUAAUUUAACAAAUUAAAAUAGGGGAUUUAUAAAACUUUUGUAUUCUGUGACACUCAACCAUACUAGUAGAAACUUACUCUUAGCCUAAUUUUUUAAAAGAUGGUUUACAAUUGUAUGUAAAAAAUAGAGCAGUACCCAGUUUUUUAAGUCUGAAUAAGAGUUAUAAUUUGAAAAUAUAUAUAUGUUAUAUACAUUAGUUUCUCUGGGAAGAGGAGGCAGAUUUAGGUGUCUGUAAAUUUAUUUUUCUAGCCAUAAUGUAUAGAAGCCAAAAAUUUUCUUUAUUUUGUUUGUUCAUGUUUAUUAUAGUUUGUUUAUAAAAUUAAUUUGUAGAUAAAAGUGGAAAAUAUUUUUAUUAUUUUGUGUAGGACUGAUUUAUUUCAUUUUAUGCACCUUAAAUAAAAUACUCUCUGAAAAAAUACCUGAAAAGUUGAUUAAGAGGACAAUUCAAUGAAGAGGCAGUUCCAAGUUUAUAUUGCUUAUAAUUGUGUUUGAAAUGUUUGUGAACUCUGCAAUGAUUUUUCUAUUUGCAAUAACAGAAAAUUCUUCUGUCUGCCCUUCAGAUUUUUGGAAUGCUUAAAAGGGUAGAUAUGCUGCUAUAGAGUUUAAGGAAUCUGAAUUCCUUUUAAAAUUAAAGCACUACUUUAAGGCCUUAGUACUCCUGGAUCUCAUCUGGUCUAUCUAGGUUUUGUACACUAUUAACCAUUUAGAGAGGAGAAUUAGGUGUACUAUCUAAAUAAAUGAAAAUAAAAACCAAAAUGGUCACUUGAAACAAAUGAUAAAUAUGGUAGCUUCUGAAGAACAGUAGUUGUUUAGCCACGUUUGUGGUUAAUAGUAAACUUGACAUUUUUGGUAUAAAAAUUUAUGUGUUUUCAAGAAUUAAAGGAUGGAAAGGAGGUAUGUGAAGAUAAGGGUGUAUAAACAGUCUCUGAAAAAAGAAAAAAAAACAUUUAAAUUGCUCAUUAUAACAGGAAAAUGCAGAGUAUUGUGUAGGAAAUUAUGGGUUUUUAAAUAAAACACUGGCUUUGUUAAGUAACUCAGCGGAAUAGAUCAGUGUUCCUAUUGAUCCCAUCUGUCAACUUCCCAGUAUUUAUCUACUCAUCAUUGAAAAGACCAUGAAAAAAAAAAAAAGAAAAGACCAUGAAUCUUAAUAUGUUUAUGAAUACAGUACAUAAACAGUUUUAUAAUUAUUCAUAUUUCAUUUAUGCAAGGAAAAAUACUUGUUUCCUUUAAACUGUUUAAUCAUGAUGUAGGGAUUACUCAGUUUUAUUUUAAGAUUCCUGUGAAACUUAGCCCUUUGGUUUUUUGAUUGGUUUGUUUUUUUGUUUUUGAGUUCUAUGCUUUUCAGUCACUGUUUUUAAUUAUAAAUCUCAUUUUACUAGUCAGGCAUGUAACUGCUUAUAGCAAAUAAAUUGAGCUUGUAAGUUA
Canis lupus familiaris (dog) is the source of this 4190-nucleotide messenger RNA. RefSeq names its product ESF1 nucleolar pre-rRNA processing protein homolog (gene ESF1). Gene Ontology annotation, molecular function: RNA binding. NCBI's taxonomy places the organism in Eukaryota, Metazoa, Chordata, Mammalia, Carnivora, Canidae. Gene Ontology annotation, cellular component: nucleus. Bases 1 to 2550 code for a protein of 849 amino acids. The record is from RefSeq and is a predicted model, not a curated record. Gene Ontology annotation, biological process: rRNA processing. The transcript has 13 exons.